CCCCGAAUGCAGCAUAUGUUUCCAAGCGAUUGAGUGAUUUCAGUUGGUGCAUUACCUUCCUUUCCAAAGAUGUCGUUCAACGAUGAUGAGCAAAUUGUUUCCACCGAAAAUCCCGCAGCAGGAGAUCUCGCCGAUGAAUUUAAAGGGGGAAAUGCAAAGCGAAGAAUCAUGAAUGCGCCCACGGCACCACUGAAAGAAUGCAAUUUCAGGGUGCUGCUGGAGCUGACAGGCCAAGCAAAUCUUAACCAUAGAGCCGGGCUGGAUCUAGUCACCGUGUUGGAUGUCAGCGGCAGCAUGCAGGGAGAUAGGAUAGAGAAGCUGAAAAAAGCAAUGGAAUUCGUCGUCAAGAAACUUAGCCCCGUUGAUCGUUUGUCCGUCGUCACAUUCUCUCUAGUCGCGAACCGGUUGUGCCCUUUACGCCAGAUGAAUGAGAGUUCGAAAGUGGACGUUAUAAAGCUGAUCAACAAAAUUGCUGCUGAUGGUGCGACGAAUAUUACUGACGGCCUUCAGAUGGGCUUAAAGGUGCUGAAUGACCGUCAAUUUAAGGAUGGGCGUUCCGUAGGCAUUAUGCUUAUGUCAGAUGGCGAGCAGAACACGGGUGGAGAUGCUGCCCUUGUUCAGGUGUCCGGUGUGCCUGUUUAUACUUUCGGGUUUGGAACCGGAAGCCAGGAUCCUGAGAAAAUGGCUAAUCUGCUGACCGCCAUUGCUAAGAACAGCGGAGAAGGAACGUACUCAGAUGUACAGAAGACAGAUGACUUAGGUCUUGCAUUUGCUAGCUGUUUGGGAGGGCUUCUCACAGUGGCUGUGGAGGAUUUGAGGCUGACUUUUUCACCUGAAAGCAACUCAAUAGUCCAGAGUGUGAGUGCAGGAGACUACCCGCAAUCCAGGGACAAGGAAAAUGAUGUUUUAUCCCCCAUAACUGUUAAAUUUGGUACUCUCUAUGACAAAGAGACACGUAAGGUCAUUGUCGACCUUGCUCUCCCCAAGGUUACAGAGGACAUAUCCUUACAAGUGCUCAGGGUUACUUAUAAGUACAGGAAUGCAUCUGGAAGAGAACUCAGAUACCCUCCUUUAUCAGCGAGAGUAAAACGUACUGCUGAUUUCAAGGACGACGAGGACGGCGAGGAGGACGAGGUGGUAGUCGAAGGCACCCGUGUGGAGACUGCAAAGAUGAUGAAAGACGCGAGAGAGUUGGCUGACAAUAAGAAAAUGGAUGAUGCUAAAAAAGUGCUGGACAACGCCCAGAACAUGCUUGAUAAUGUCCAAGUUGAUGAUACCCGCUUGCUCGAGAUGCUGAAGCGGGAGGUGGGUCAGCUCUUGGAGUAUUUGCAGAAGCCAGACUUGUACAUUAAGCAUGGCCGUUCUUUCGCAUUGUCUUCGGAGCUGUCUCACGAUCGUCAGCGUUUUGCUGCGAGAGGUGACAUUGAGAAGCUGCGCUUGUUUUCCACGCCGCGUAUGGACGCGUACCAGGAACAGGCUAAGACGUUUAUAAAGGAUCCGACUAAGCCCGUGCCCACAGUCGAGGAAGAUGAGAAGAAAGAGAUCGCUGCUGACCCCCUUGGCCCGAUCAAGGGACCUCUUGGUUUCCUACUUGAGCAGAUCUUUGUGGCUGUCAAGGCCAUCGAAAGCUUGGUCACUUCGGGAGGCCGUUAAGUGAGAUUGCCCUCACCAACGGCCUCUUCCCGAAUCUUAUAUCCAUGAUAUGAUUGUCGUGAAGUUUGCAUUUGAAUAAUCCCACUCAGCAGGUUUAGCAUUGACAUUUGUUGCUACGCUUGAGAGACCUGGAGGACGAGUGAUGAGUUGUGUUUGUUUGUGUUUUUUUUUUAUUGGCUUUGAAUGUAACAAGACUGUUUGUGUGAGUGCUUGUAUAUCUCUGCUAUGCUUUUAAGUUUAUUAUUUCGAAUAAAAUUUCUAUUUUCCUAA
Molecule: messenger RNA, 1923 nt
Organism: Daucus carota subsp. sativus
Lineage: Eukaryota; Viridiplantae; Streptophyta; Magnoliopsida; Apiales; Apiaceae
Product: E3 ubiquitin-protein ligase WAV3
Exons: 4
Coding region: 70-1653 (527 amino acids)
Source: RefSeq, a predicted model, not a curated record